Molecule: messenger RNA, 1881 nt
Organism: Ustilaginoidea virens
Lineage: Eukaryota; Fungi; Ascomycota; Sordariomycetes; Hypocreales; Clavicipitaceae
Exons: 7
Coding region: 1-1881 (626 amino acids)
Biological process (GO): carbohydrate metabolic process
Molecular function (GO): hydrolase activity, hydrolyzing O-glycosyl compounds
Source: RefSeq, a predicted model, not a curated record
AUGCAUAUUCUCCAGCGCGUGCUUGUAGGCGGCUUUCUUCUCCUUGGCGCACUAGGGAAAAGCCAGGCGCAACUCAACGGAGGAGCUCCUGUGCCAUACAAGGUCCAGAAGCCGCCUCUAGAUACCGACUGGACUUACAAGGUCGGAACAAACCCAUGGCCCGAGCAUCCCCGUCCCCAGCUUCACCGUCAGGACUGGCAGAGUCUCAACGGCAUCUGGACGUACGACGCUGCCGACUCGAACCUGGCUCCAUCGCAACCACCGCCGUCCACUGCGCUGUCUCGCGAAAUCAUGAUCCCCUCAUGCGUUGAGAGCGGCCUCUCUGGCGUCCAGCAGCUCAACCCGACAAACAUGUGGUUCGCUCGCACUUUCCGAGUACCCGAUGGUUGGAAGUCGCAGAAUGUUCUCCUCAACUUUGAAGCAGUCGAUUACGAGGCUACCGUGUUUUUGAACGGCGUCAAGGUCGGACACAAUGUUGGCGGGUAUUUCCGGUUCACCAUUGACAUAACCCAGAGUAUAAAACGGGGGCAAGAAAAUGAGCUCUUCGUUUUCGUGUACGACCCCACAGAUAUGGAAAUCAUCCCCGUUGGGAAGCAGACCCGGAAUCCCAGCCACAUCUUUUACCGCUCAUGCUCGGGCAUAUGGCAGACGGUAUGGAUGGAAAGGGCGCCCGAAAAUCACAUUACGCAGCUUGACGUCUCGGCAGGGAUGGACGGUGGCGUCACCAUCACUGCGCAUACCUCGGGCCGGCAAAGUGCCGAGGUCACGGUCAAGGUGAUUGAUCCAAACGGACAUGUCGUGGCAGAGCAGUCGGGGAUAUCUGACGAGGAGUUCACCUUCAAGGUCAACUCCCCGAAGCUGUGGUCCCCUCGUUCACCAACCCUGUAUAACCUCUCCAUCAGCACGGGCGACGACGAGGUCAGCAGCUAUAUAGGAUUCCGCACGAUUUCCAGCGGCAAAGUCAACGGCGUUCAGCGGCCGCUUCUCAACGGCGAAUUUGUCUUUCUUCUUGGCACCCUGGAUCAAGGAUUCUGGCCGGACGGUCUCUACCUUGCACCGAAUCGCGAGGCCAUGGUGUACGACCUGAAGAUGCUCAAGAGUCUGGGCUUCAAUAUGUUGCGCAAGCAUAUCAAAGUCGAGCCUGACCUGUUCUACCGCGCUUGCGACGAGCUAGGUCUGCUCGUAACACAGGAUAUGCCCAGUCUUCCCGCCGAUGGCAACCGACCGCCCAACGCCCAACAGCAGGCAGAGUUCCAGCGACAGCUCCAACUCCUCAUCAACGAGCACAAGAGCUAUACUUGUAUUGGAAUCUGGGUCAUCUACAACGAAGGAUGGGGACAGCUUCGGGGGACCCCAUAUCCCGAGGAGAAGCUGACUCAAGUCGUCCGAGGCAUUGACCCUUCAAGGCUCAUUGACUCAGUUACUGGCUGGCAUGACCACGGCUUCGGCGACUUUUCAGAUAACCACCAUUACGCCAAUCCGCAAUGCGGCACUCCAUUCUAUUCGAUCCUUUCGUCGCCGUAUGACCCGGGGAGAAUCGGCUUCCAAGGGGAAUUUGGAGGCGUUGGCCAUGUUGUUGGCAUGGAGCAUCUGUGGAAUGUCCAGCAAGCCAUUGACCACAUCAACGAGACGUACGAAAUCAACGCGGACCUGAACUCGUACAACUACCGUGCCAGCGUGCUGUUUAGAGAACUCAGGGAGCAAGUCGCCCGCUAUGCGUGCAGCGGAGGCGUUUGGACGCAGACGACGGACGUUGAAGGGGAGGUCAAUGGGCUGUAUACGUACGACCGCCGGGUGUUGCGUCCAGACCGGCAGCAGUGGAAGUCUGACAUUGAUAGACUGUACAGGGCGGCCCACAGGAGGGGAGGGGCGAGGCCAUAG